Molecule: messenger RNA, 1109 nt
Organism: Ostrea edulis (European flat oyster)
Lineage: Eukaryota; Metazoa; Mollusca; Bivalvia; Ostreida; Ostreidae
Product: multiple epidermal growth factor-like domains protein 11
Exons: 4
Coding region: 437-919 (160 amino acids)
Molecular function (GO): scavenger receptor activity
Source: RefSeq, a predicted model, not a curated record
AAUUCUAGUAUCAUUCUGUUCAACUGAUUAUGUUUUCCAAUAUAGACCUAUACAAUACAAAUAACCUAGAUUUUUUUUUUUUUUUUUUUUUUUUUUUACAUGUAAUCCGUUAUUUAUUCAUUUCAGAUGUAUUAAAAUAUAUUGCACAUGUUGGUGUUUGUCAUUUCAAUGUGUAGUAAGAUAAGCGGUUUAUAUACAUGUAUUUGGAUUUUUAAAUCCCGAUGCUUUAUCAUUAAACUAGCUAUUACCAUUCAAAACCAAAUAGGCAUGUAUUAGAUAUUUCUAAUGUUCUAAUUAUAAUAUGUAUCAUUGUGAAUUAGGGAAAUAUGAAGGUACAACCAGCAUUAAAAAUUUAUGUAUUUCCGCUUCCUUGUGUAACAAACAUGAGGAGUUAAUGAAAGCAUUACCGUUGAUCACCAGAAACUGAUAACCGAGGAUGAUGAUUUGGAUAAGAGAGAUACUGAUGGUGUCUUUGUUCAUUACGUUUUCCCUGCAGUUGGUCGGCGGAAAUGGUUCGUCGUGUGAUGGACCUUUCAAAUGUUGCAGUGGGUACAAAUGGGAUAGAUAUACUGAAAAAUGUCUCCCCUGUGAGGUAGGGUAUUAUGGGGGAAAUUGUACAGAGCCAUGUCCAUUUCCCUCCUUUGGAGAGGAUUGCCAGUCAUUCUGCAACUGCUCUGAAGAUCAGUGUAAUCAUGAAAAGGGAUGCUCAAAAGGCGAGACGUCAAUACAAAGUGACACUGCAUUAAUGUGGAAAACGUUGAACGAGAAGGAAAUAGGGAUGGUUAUCAGCAUUACGACACUAGGACUACUGUUUAUUGUCUUAACAGUCAUGUACAUCUGGGUAUCUCAUCGACUUCGUGUAGAAACAAAUAAUCGUAGGGAAGCAACAGAGGAUUUUGAUGAAAACUCUGGAGCAUGAAAAACCGUGUAAUGUGUUACAAAAUGCACCGUAUCAGGACAUGGUGUGUUACACCUGUAUUUGUAUUUACCUAUGAUUUGUAAUUGAUAGACUUUUCAUGCUUACAUGUGUAAUAUUCAUAAUUGUAUAUGUAAACUGUGACUUGCUGGUUGUCUUUCAAUUCAAAAUAAACAAUUUACGGAACAUAUAU